AUGUCGGAUGAGGUUCUUGCUGAAGAGUUCGAGGUGCUCGAGUCGAUCUAUCCCGACGAGAUGACCAAGAUCUCUGAUCGUCAAGUCUCCAUCCUUGUCGAACCAGAGGAGCCAGUGUCCGGUCUAUCAGAUUUCAAGCUCGUUAUCAACGUCACCUAUCCACCAGAAUACCCAGACGUCUAUCCAGAGGUCUCGCUAGAGCCGUCCGAGGAGUCUCAAGCGGGGGAGCUUACAUCGGAAGAGGAAUCAAAACUGCUAAAAAGCUUGGAAGAAACAGGAAACGAGAGCAUUGGAAUGGCCAUGACCUUCACAUUGGUAUCACAUCUUCGGGAACAGCUGUCGAGUAUAUUACAAGAACGAGCGGAAAAGAUUAAACGAGAGGAGAUGGAGAAGGAGCGACGAGCCAUCGAGGAAGAAGAAGCUCGAACCCGUGGAACGCCGGUCACGAAAGAAUCAUUCUUAAAGUGGCGAGCCGCGUUCACGGCAGAGCAAGCAGAGAAGAAGCGAAAGGAGGACGAGGAACGAAUGAAGGGAUGGACGCCAAAGGAACGAGAAGAGGCCAAGCGCAUUGCGGCACGUCUCAGUGGACGUCAACUCUUUGAACGUGGUGGUCCCCAAGCUCUCUCAUUGGAAGAUUCGGCACUCGAAGAAGGAGGCGAAAGCGUCGACAUUUCGCUCUUUGACCGUACGGAAAGAGAGGAACGCCCAGAGGAUAAUGAAGGCAUUCAUCUUAGUGAUUCAGAUUAG
Serendipita indica DSM 11827 is the source of this 747-nucleotide messenger RNA. Lineage: Eukaryota; Fungi; Basidiomycota; Agaricomycetes; Sebacinales; Serendipitaceae. The record is from the annotation of a GenBank genome assembly.